AUGGCGGACAGGGCCGCGCAGAUCGUGUCGGAGUGGUUCGUGAAGUGCGCCAACGUGGUACUACAGUCCCGGAUAGUGCUCGCGUCGGACGAGGGGAAGCAGAACCGAUGGUUUAACCUGGACGUCGUCGAGCUCGACGCGUACGCAAAGUCUCUCCAGCCGUGGCGUUCCAAGCAGCGGUCGGGGCCCGAAAAGAGCGGCCGCCUCCCGCCGCUCGUCCUCGACGUGUACGUGUCCGACCUCGGGCCCGACGGCGAAGAGCGGGGUGCCGAGGAGGGGGAGGAGAAGUCGCGGGAACGCCCCCGCGUCCUGAUCGAGCGGUGGGUGCUGCGACACGACGCCGACGACGCCGACGCGGGUUUGCUCGGCGACGACGAAUCUUCGUCGAACGAUCGUCGUCGUCAGAAUCCGUCGCCGAGCAAACCCGGACGGACGAGCGCGGAGACGGUGGCGGUGGCGUACAAACGAACCGUCGUGAUGGUCCGGGCGUUACACGCCCUGUGCAGGUCGUUACCGGCGAACAGGUUCCACAGGGCGGCGAGGCAAUCGCAGUGCCGCGGGCUUCGCUUCGCGAUGUCGCACGAGGUUCGGCCGGGGGGGACGGGAGGGGGGGUCGAUUCAUCGGACGCCGCCGUCGUCGUCGAAGAGGAAAAACCGAGCGGCGGCGGCGGGGACUUUGGGGAGUACUCGUUCACGCCGGUGCGCACGCCCGCCGGUGGGUCGCUGCGCGCCGUGGUGUACUUUUUGAACGCGGACAAACUCGCCGGGAUGGACUGCGUCCCGAAGCCGACGGCGCCGCGAGUCAUAGACGGAUACCUCGGCGGCGGUCAGAAACGGUCAGAAACGGCUGGUGGCGGCGGGGCUCACCCGACGGGCCCGGGCCCCUUCCUCCCUUCGAGCCACACGAGCGCGUCGCCCUCCCCUUUCUCUUCCACCGACGCCCCGGCUCCGCCGCGGCGUGACUUUGGCUUUGGAACUUCCCCUUCGUCGGGCGGAGUGAGUGGACGUCCGUUUCGGGCGAACUCCUGGGCGGGAAAGGCGACGUACGGCUUCGGCGCGUCGCCGCCCGCGCGGGCCACACUCCCGGCGGGCGGCUCGCCGGUCACGACGGGCGACGGCGUCCCGGGCGGCUUACCCCGCGCCGGAUCCCGCGGGAUGCUCUCCGAGGCCAUCGCGGAGCAGAAGGCGAGCGAGGAGGGCGCGGGCGGGGUGAACGCUCCUUCGGUCGCUCCUUCGGGAGGAGCGGCGACGAAGGGGGAGUCGGUUGGUCGCUCGUCCACGAAGCCGCCGCCGUCGCCGCCUCAGAUUUACGGCUUUGGCGUCGGGUCGCUCGGGACGGCUACAAACUUCGGAGACAAAGUUCCCCCAAGUUCCCCCCGGUACGGAAGCGUCGGGUCCCCGCACGUCGGGUCCCCGUCGCUUCCGUUCGCGUCGACCAGCCAUCCGACGCGGUUCACCCCACUCGGAAGCGGCGGAUCCGGACCGAGAGGAGGAGGGCACGGAUUCUCGACGUCGCUGGCGAGCGGCGACCACGCGCUGGCGAGGAGGGCGCGCGAGUUCGGCCGCUCACCCGGGGACGGCCAGACGCUUCCGGGGUCCCGGCCGCAGUCCGCGAGGUUAAACGGCGGCGCGAUCGACGAUUCCCCGCCGUGGCACUUCCGGGGUUUUACCGGCGCGCUCUCCGCGUCGCCGGGGAGCACGCCGGGCGGCGGCACGACGCCGCGGGGCUCGCACGGGUCGCACGGGGGCGGGAGCGCGGGCGGCGCCGGCCACAACCAAUCAAACUCGGGAGGUGGAGACCGAUCCAACCCCAUCGGGGUGUAUUACGCGUCUCCGGGGAGGCGCCCGCGUCGCCCGUCGUGGUCGUCGCCCUCGUCGUCGCUGAGCGCGUCGCUGAGCCACGGCGGGGACGCGAGCGGCGGCGCGGGAGGGGGUGGUGGGGGGAUCGGCUCGCUCGUCGGCGGAGCGCUCUCGGCGCCGCUGGGGUCGUCGCCGGGGCGGCUCGGAUUCGCGUAUUCCCACGGCGGGGUGGGUGGGUUCAACGGGGCGCCGCACGCCUACUCGUACGGGGCGUCGCCCGGGGCGUCGCCCGGGGGAUCGUUCGCGAACGCCAUGGCGCACCUCCGCGCGCAGCGCGCCGGGCAAGGCGCCGGGGCGGGCGUCGUGCAUGCGACGGGGAUUCAACGGAUCCCGGACUCGGGACACGGCGCGAUGUUCGAGAGCGGCGCGGACAGCGACCAACUGCCGUUCGCGCUCGACGACGAAGACGAUGGCUUAGGGUUCGAUCACGGCGGCGGCGGCGCGUCGAGCGGCGGCGGAGGCGGCGGCGGAGGCGGAGGCGGGAUCGGAUCCUCCGUCGACUCGCCGAUCGAUCGGCAAAGUCGGGAAGGUUCGUCGUUCGGGUCUGGGGUCGGAGGAGGCGCGUCCGGUCGGUCGGACGCCGCUGUGGGGGCGCUCGUGCGCAUGCUCCAGGACGCCGCGCCGCUGAGCGCCGAGUGGGGUACCGAGGGAGAGCGGGUGGGCGGGGGGCCGCGCGGGUGGGGGGACGCGGGCGGCGGCGCGUCUGAGAUCGAUUCCAGUCGCGACGCGUCUUCCGAGGCGUCCGGGGACACGGCCGGCGGUGUCACCGCGGGGGGGGUUGGCGGGGAGAUGACUUUGGACUGGGCGCUGUCGCAGCUGAGCCGGUUCAGGGAUUUUAAGGCGUCCCUGGACGAGUCGACGUCGACGCUCGAGGCGGUGGAGGAGAGGCCAAACGGCGAGGAGGGCGGGACGGAGUGA
This is a messenger RNA of Micromonas commoda, 2778 nucleotides long. RefSeq lists its product with no specific name. Gene Ontology annotation, cellular component: Atg1/ULK1 kinase complex; phagophore assembly site; extrinsic component of membrane. Lineage: Eukaryota; Viridiplantae; Chlorophyta; Mamiellophyceae; Mamiellales; Mamiellaceae. The transcript has 2 exons. Bases 1 to 2778 code for a protein of 925 amino acids. Gene Ontology annotation, biological process: piecemeal microautophagy of the nucleus; mitophagy; autophagosome assembly. The record is from RefSeq and is a predicted model, not a curated record.